AUGACCCGACAAGCCGAUGAAAGAUCUGCUAAACGAGCCCGUCUCGAUGAGGGUGUAACAACGAAGAAUGAUGAACUAACCUCGGCAGCCGAAGGCUUCUUUGAAGCUCUGGUUGAGGCCGGGGUCACUCACUGCUUCGUCAAUCUUGGGAGUGAUCAUCCAGCGAUGCUUGAAGCCAUGAUCAAGGCAAAACAAGAAAAACUGGACAAGUUUCCCAGUAUCAUCACUUGUCCCUCAGAGCUAGUCGCUCUGUCAGCCGCGUUGGGAUUCGCCCAGGUCACAGGCAUCCCGCAAUGUGUUCUCGUCCAUGUCGACUGUGGCACCUUGGCUAUGGGCCAGUCGAUCCAUAAUGCUUCCAUCGGCAGAGUACCCGUUCUGUGUUUCGCCGGCCUUAGCCCCUUCACUCAAAGAGGGGAGCUUCUGGGAUCAAGAACUGAGUUCAUCCAUUGGCUUCAAGAUGUUCCCGAUCAAGCCGCCAUUCUCCGUCAGUAUUGCAGAUAUUCUGGAGAAGUCAAGAGCGGCCGCAACAUAAAACAAAUGGUUAAUCGCGCUUUGGAAAUGGCGAUGUCUGACCCUAAGGGGCCUUCAUAUCUAAUGGCUGCACGGGAAGUCCUUGAAGAGAGCGUGGAAAGAAAGUGGCUUGAGGAAGAGCUACUGAGCCCGAUUGCACCAAGUGCAUUGGCUGGACCAGAUGUCGAAUUGAUCGCGAAAACCCUCAUUGGUGCAAAGAGACCGCUGGUCAUUACCAGUUAUCUCGGUCGAAACUUGCAAGCUCCAGCCUUGUUAGAAGAGCUCUGUGACAAACUGCCCAUAGGUGUUGUGGAAAUGGUUGGUUCCGAUGUUUGCAUCCGGAGCGACCACGAAGCCUAUCGUGGUGUUACGGUCACUACUCAUCCAGAUGUUUUGGAAGCCGAUGUGAUUCUUGUCAUGGACUGCGAUGUGCCCUGGAUUCCCACCUUGGGUGAACCUCAGAAGGGAGCGAAAAUAUUCCAUCUCGACGUUGAUCCUCUCAAGCAGCAAAUGCCGCUUUUCUCCAUCAAGGCUAUCCGAAGAUUGAAAGUUAGUUGCGCUAUUGCACUCAAGCAGCUGAACACUUUCUUGGAUGGCCAAAACUUCGACAAAGGCCUCUACACUUCCGAGUUUGAAGCCCGGAGAGCUCGUCAUGCAAGCUGGCGCCAGACUUUGCAGAGUCUCGAGUCGCCUUCAGAAAGCAUUAUUACCGUGCCGUAUCUAACCUCCAGGCUCAGACAAAUUGUCCCAGAAGAUACUACUUUCGUGAUAGAAGCAGUGACAAAUGCGGGACACCUUAUUCAUCAUCUCAACCUCACUAAGCCGGGAGCCCUUCUCGGCAGUGGUGCUGGUGGUCUAGGUUGGGGAGGUGGUGCUGCCCUAGGAGUCAAGCUUGCGAAGCCCGACUCCUUUAUUUGCGCAAUUGUGGGAGAUGGAACCUAUCUCUUCUCUCAAAUGGAAAGCGUCUACUGGAUUGCCAGACGAUAUGACAUUCCUUUCUUGCUUAUCGUUUUGAACAACGGCGGUUGGAAUGCACCCAAAGUAUCGGCUCUACUUGUCCACAAGAACGGACUCUCAUCUAAGUCCAAUAGACGUGAUCUCAAUAUCUCCUUUGAGCCCUCUCCGGAUUAUCCAGGUAUUGCGACGGCAGCUGGCAAUGCAUGGGGUGCUACGGUCACACAGCAGAGCGAAGUCGAUAUGGCUAUCAAGGAAGGAACUCGAAUUGUUCAGGGUGGGAAGUGCGCGGUUAUCGAGGUCGCGGUUCCAUCAAUGUGGAAAGAGACUUGA
Molecule: messenger RNA, 1797 nt
Organism: Penicillium atrosanguineum
Lineage: Eukaryota; Fungi; Ascomycota; Eurotiomycetes; Eurotiales; Aspergillaceae
Exons: 14
Coding region: 1-1797 (598 amino acids)
Biological process (GO): L-valine biosynthetic process
Cellular component (GO): mitochondrion; acetolactate synthase complex
Molecular function (GO): flavin adenine dinucleotide binding; thiamine pyrophosphate binding; acetolactate synthase activity
Source: RefSeq, a predicted model, not a curated record